AAUUUACAACUGUUUUAAACCAUGGUUGUACAACAAUCAAGGAUCUGGAUGAACCAGACACAAUUUUAUUAAAUGGAAAUAGCAACAAAAAGAUAGCAGAUAGUGACAUUCACGAUUUGAUAUCCCCUAUUAAUAAUGUUUCCUUGGAAGAGGAAAAUGGAGAAGAAUUAAUGCAUGAUGAUUUACAAGAGCCACUUGAUGUUUUUCCUGACCAAUCUAACGAACAAGAUAAUCAGUGUACAUACGAUGAAAUGGCAAAUGCUCCGAGUAACAAAUAUCCUAUUGUUUUAAUUCCGAGUGUUAAUGUGGAAUUAUUAAAUUUGAAACUUCAGCGAAGUCCAUCACAAAUUAAUGACUCCGAGGAUGAGAUUGAUGAUAAUAGUGAAUCAUCGAAAAAAUUGUUUUUAAAGAAAUCAAAAAAGAGAAAGCGUAAGGUCUCUUUAAAUAUUUCACGUAAAAAAAAAGAAAAAACACAAAUACAACACGCCGAAACUGAUUCCGAUAAUGAUGAAUCAACAUCAUUGGAUGCUACAAUUGAAGAAUUGCAAAUAAGUA
Dentiscutata erythropus is the source of this 555-nucleotide messenger RNA. The record is from the annotation of a GenBank genome assembly. NCBI's taxonomy places the organism in Eukaryota, Fungi, Glomeromycota, Glomeromycetes, Diversisporales, Gigasporaceae.